This is a messenger RNA of Porites evermanni, 9404 nucleotides long. The record is from the annotation of a GenBank genome assembly. NCBI's taxonomy places the organism in Eukaryota, Metazoa, Cnidaria, Anthozoa, Scleractinia, Poritidae.
AUGCCUCCGAAGAAAAAGAAGAGUGGCAAGAAGAAGAAGAAAAGUGGAAGAAAGAGCGCCAAAAAGACGCCUUCUGCGGCCCCUUCAAGUGACGUUCUCAAUGAACUGUCGAAGGAGUACUUUCUGAUUCAGAUAAGAGAUUUGGAGGAAAGGCUUGCUCGCUAUCAGAAAAAGUGCGAUGAACUUGAACUUGCUAAUCAGGAUUACAGGUCACAGUAUGAACAGCAAACAACGGAUAAAAAAGAAAUCGUAUCGUUUUUAAAGAAACAACUGGAACAAAGAGCUGAUGAAAUAGCCGAUCUACAAGAUCGGUUGAUCGGAUUACAACAAGCCAAAGAUAGUGAGAAAGAUCAAUAUGAAGUGCAGUUAGCCACUUUGAGAACUGAGAUGCAAGAAAUUAAAGACCAAUUAACUUCGGAAAACAUGGUUUUGGGAGGAAAGUUAGCUUCCUUGGAAGAAUUUCGUGUACAAAAGGAAGAUUUGAUGGCAAAAUUUGCAAAAAUGGAAGAGGAAUUGGAGAAACAGCAGAAAGAACAUAAAGACGUGAUUUACAAUUUGGAAAGGAAAGCUGUGGUAGACAAAGACAGGUUUGAAAACAAAAUCAUUUUAGUAGACAAGUGGAGCACCCAUGUGGCCAGUCUGUACUUGCAAAUCUUGUUUUUGUAUGUGCAUGCUCAUUGUGCAUGCCAAAAUUUAAGCACUGCACAUGGCAGAAUGCCUGUUUGCAAUAGGAUGACACUUGGUUACUAUAUUAUUUACAAAUAAAAUUUACCUCUGGAAGCGCAAGAUCUUGUUGAGUUCUGUUAUGCUCUGCAGACUGGCCAUGUGGUAUGCAUGAACGCCUUUAUCAGUACCCAUUCUGUCAUUGGACAGUUCAGUGGCCUGUAUAUUCUUGUGUAAGGCCUGCAUGUGGCCUUUCACGCCUUAAAAUGAGAAUGUUUGACAUAAGCUGACAGUUUGUCAAUAUUUAAUCCAUCCACUAGCGAAGACAGUUUCAAAACUCUCAUGGGUUUUAAGUGCAGGCUGUUUUUCUCUCUGCCGUUUAUCCCUCACCUCCUUCCCCCCGUCAUUUUCUUGUCUGACCUCAAUUCAGCUUUUGCGUAGCUGUAUCUCUUACUUUAUAAAGCACACACACGCACGAAAAAAACAAACAAACAAACAAACAAACAAACAGCAAAAUACUCCUACUAUGUAAGUUACAAAGCCUCAAUUUUCUUUUGAUUCAUAGUCCUUGGUACUUUGUACUAGCCUUGAUCUAUAAAUCGUAGAGAAAAACCUUGGAUGGUAACUUACCAUACACAUAUUUAUACCCUCACACCACAAACUCUCAUUAAUUUAGUAGGGGGUGAAAAGUAAACUAUUUGAGCUUAAAUAAUCUGUCACGUACACCAAUGAUCCUGCCCCAAAUUCAAGGAGAGAGGUGUCCAUACUUUAGUUAUAUUGGCAGAGUUUUACCACAGCAGAUUACUAAAGAGUAAUUAUUUCUUUGCAAGCAACAAACAUAUAACUUAUUCUUAAUAAGUUUUAAAUGUGUUAAUCAAAAUUUAGAAUUCCAUUUGAUAUGAAGUCUCAUCAUUGACCUUUUGGAUUUUGAUGUACUUAGACUAAAGAAAGAGAUGGUGCUAAGACUGAAUCAAGUGGCUGCAGAAUUUAGAAAGGUAUCAAACAAGCAAAUGGCUGAAACCACAAAAAGAACCAUCAGGGAAAAUGUCUCAAUCAAUGCACAGCUUGCUAAGAUGUCUGACAAAACCAUGGAACUCAUUCAGGAAAAUGAUGAAUUGAGAGUGAAGGAGAAAAAGAUGAAACUACAGAUUGAUAUGCUGGAGCAUAAUGAGAAGGAACUGGCCAAGAAAAAUAGCAGCAAUCAGAAGGUACAUUUGCAUUAAUCUGAAUGGUGAAUGGGGGUGAUAGGACAGAGCCCUUAUGUUGAAUUUUAGGUCAAUUUGCCUUUUACUCAAAAUUGGCCUUCAAUUCACUUAAAGUGCAAAAGUCUGGACCUUUCCUUUCUAUUGUUUUUGCAUUGCCUUGGCAAAAACUUUCUGAACAACAGGUUUUUGAAAGGUGGUUACCACUGGCAGUUGUUUCAUGGUCCUCUAACUGAACCAUUUGUCACUGUUUUUUAAUCCUCAGCAGUUAAACUAGCUUAGAUGUUGAUCUUCAUCUAAAGUCAUUAAAACUCAAGUGUGCAAACUUAUUUUAGUGAACUGAAAGGCACUCGCAAAACAUCCAGGCAAUUCUGAGUCAAACAAAAAUUGGCUUAAAAUUCUAUGUGGGUCCUUUAUUUAUUCUCCCAGGCCUUAUUGUUGACUAGAGAAUUCUGUGAGUUAACUGGGCCUUAGGGUUAAACAAAUUAAUAAUACAGUCAAACCCUGUUCACACGGACCCUGAGGGGGGCCAUAAAAAGUGCCUGUGUUAAUGGGGUGUCCAUAUUAAGCAGAUUGAAUCAGGGUUGUCAAAAGUAGCCAGCUGCCGCCGAAAAUCACCACCUACUAGGUUAGUAUUGGCCGGCUACUCUGCUUGGCAUUUCUUUACGGAGGGCAUUUUUUAAAUAAAAUAUCCCUAGACUGGCCGCAUACCAUGACAACUCAGCCAUCCACGUCAAAACUUUCUGAAAACUGUGUUGAAUUUAGAAAAAAAAUAUGAAGGGUUACUUUCCCCAGGGAAAAGGAAAACUGUCCAUAAUAAUGGGGUGUCUGUAAAGUGGGGUUCGACUGUAUUGGUUGGCCUGAGAAAACAGCCAGCAUUUUACCACCACUGGUUUCCCCGUCAAAAUGUUGUCUGAGGAACAAGGGAAAAACUUCCAUACUGAUGUUGCGACACUAUCCAGAUCUGGGCAGUACUUCUGAUUGGUCAUGCCGUGUGGGAAACUUGCUUCAACCAUCAGAAGCAGUACCCAGAUCUGGGUAGUGAUGCUCUGUCAGUAUGGAAUUUCUGCUUUCGUUUAUCAGAUGUCAUUUCGCAAGGAAACCAGUGGCGACGUCACGAAAUGUCAGCUGUUUUCUAAAGCUUAAUAUUGAUACAUCCACAUGUAUUUGACUGUUCGUGUUGAACAGUGCCACUGUGGUAUCCCAGAAUACAAGCUUUGUAACUAAUUUAUCUUGGUAUUUUAUUAUAUUUUUUAGCUUUUAGGUUCUACGUUAAGCUGAUCAUUGUAAAGCGCUAUGAAAGAGUAGCUGAAUAGCGCUAUAUAAAUUAUUGUUAUUAUUGUACGUCAAAUGACUUAAGAUAUAAUUAUGGUAGCUUAUAUAUCACUAUCUUUACGCUUUACAUGUACUAAGUCUAAUGAGAAUGAGAUCAGUUGAUAACCUUAUCAACCUGUAGAAGUUUUAAGCUCAUCUCCACCCACUCUACCCAUGAACAAAACUUUAACCUACACCCUGAUUGUGGUGCAAGUUUGGUUUUAUGUUGCGACUUGAAAUAGAGCCACCAUUUUUAGGUCAUCAUGACAAAUAAUUAGAGCAUAUUACAAACGAGUGUGUAUAUAGUAGAUUUAAUGUUUCAUGAUCUGGGUACUUUUAGAUCAUCCGUAUGCUGACAGAGAAGGCUAAACAGCAGGAGGAGAUGUUAGUUGAAUAUGAUGAGAGUGAGGCACAGCAGAAAGACCUUGAAAGUGAAGUGGACUUGCUUCGAGCACAGGUUGAUAGCAUGAAGGAUGAACUCAGAGUAAGUAUUCUCAUGUGUGAACAACCUGAACUAAUUAUGUGAUCCAUGGUAUACCUUUUGUUGCAGCUUACUUCACUCGUGUUUGUAGAGGGAACCCCCUAGGUCCUUGUGAUGAUUUUACUCCUCUCAGUUGACUCAUAAUUUUUUUUUGUCUCGUACUCUUAACCUCUAAAUUAAAUUUGUGCCAAAGAAAACACCAAAUAAGUGAAAUUCCAAAUUGAUAUUUUUUAUAACCACUAAUAGAAAAAAAGGUAACAUGCAAAAAUUCUGCCAAGGAGCUCUCAUUUGAAUGGUCACACCACAGGGCUGUCAACCCACCACGUCUUCAGUUAUUGAGAAUUGAUAGGGAUGGGUCGAUAGAUGAUGUCAUAAUGCACUGUACAUAAUGUCAUUUCUGCAAAAAAUACUCAUUAGCUCCAAUCGUCACGAAUUUGCGAUGUUUGACCUGAUUUGUUUACUUCCCACCAAUCACAUUAUUGCGUUUAUUGCAGUCAUGGUGUAAUAUACCAUACUGGAGUAUAUGAGGAAACGUUGGAUGUUAACAGUAAAAUAGGUCAAACAAUGCAAAAUAUUUAAUUUUAAAAGUUUAUUGUUGGAAAGUCGAGUCUACAACUGAAUGGCAAACUUCGGUGAUUAAACAGGAGAUUUCAUACUCUAAUCUGGAUAUGGUGCAAAAUCUGGAGUCUCCCAGAUUAUCCAGGAGAGUUGACAGCACUGCACCAUGUGAAAAUUUUAGGCUCAAUAGUUAGAACUUACAUGUAGUACUGUUUCUGAUAGCAAAAGAGUACUGUGUUAGCAUGUGUUAAAAAUGAUAGUGGCUGGGCACUUCCCUGAAGAACAAGGUGUGUUUUAAUGGAUUUCGCACAAGGGUGAAGAACAGGUGACACAUUUUAAGGUGGGGGGGGGGGGGGGAAAAAAAAAAAAAAAAAUUAACCCCCAAAAUUUUUAAUUUUUGCAGAAAGGGGAAAAAUAAAAAAAAAUUUUUUUUUUUUCUAUCUUCUUUCCACAAAUAAACCCGGAUUUUUUUUUUGUUUUACAAUUUUUUUUUUGAAAAUAACUUAAGGCACAAAUAUUUAAAAUAUAACGUGGUUGCUUUUCUUAAAGAAAAAGAGUAUUGUUUUGACAAGUUUGAAAAAAAGAAGGGGGUGGGGACUUUCCCGAAAAACAAAGUGUGUUUUUAUGGAUUUGGCAAAAGGGGGGAAAAAAGGUGAAACAUUUUAAAGGGGGGGGGGGGGGGAAUACAAGAAAAAAAAUUGAUCCACCCAAAUUUUGAACUUUGCAGUCAAGUGUGAAAAUGAAAAGUAAUGCUUGUCUUUCCAUGCUACUAGUCACAAGUAAGCACGAGUCUUAUUUCUGUUUACCAAUUAUUAUUUGCAGAACACAACAGACACAAAGGAGUCUUUAGAGAAUGAACUUGCUAAAGUAACAAAGGACAGAGAUCUGUCUAUGAAGAAAAAAGAUGAACUAGCUGGGAUUCUAUCUCAGGCUGCACAGGCUCUUAGGGCUUCAUUAGCUGUAAGCUACCUCUUUUUUUUCUUUAUGAGAAAGGAAGGAAGGUUCCCCUUCCUUCCCAUUCUCAGACAAUGGAGAACUUAUGCUCUUAUUAUCAUUCUCAAACUUUUGACUGUUGUCAGAGGUGACAUUGUGGACGUUUUGUCCUCUGCUCUUCUUUGGGAUGCAUUUUGCUUUUAAGUUGGUAUUAAGAGAAGUAAUUUUUAUGAUUAUUGUCUAGUAUGGUUCAGGGGCACCCAACAAGAGUAUAGUUCAAAACCACUUAAACAUUGCAUUGUUAAACGUAUUUUAGUAUUUAAACGGUACAUAUAGGCAUAUUUUGAUCCCUUAAAAUUUUUUCAUCUGUUUGGAUUUCCUAGCUGAAAGUCUAGUGGUGCUAAAAUUAUAGGGAUCAAAACUUACCUUUUCAAAAAUUUCAGCCAAAAAAAAGGCUCCCGAAAAUUCUAGGUGACCUUUUUGAGGUAAAUAUCCGUGAAAAAUAGGCAAUUAUACCAUUUUUUAGAUGUUCAAAAAUCCUAUAAGAGGCAGGCAAGCAAGAAAUUUUACAACAAAUGUUCCGAAAAUUCUAAAUCUCAAAUCAUCUUCCGAACAGAUAUUUUCCAAAAAUUGUCUUUGGGUGCCCCUGAUGGUUGUAGAGUGGUAAAACUUAGUGAUAGUAUUGUUAGUUGUAAGUUAAUAUAUAAAGGUUAGGCCUAGAUCUUAGCAUUUCAAAGAAAUAUUUCUGAAAGUUUUCUUUGCGAAAAUAAUAAAAAUCAAUGGUCCUAAACUGUAGCCUGGGACAUGUAAGGGUCAGUUAUUCAAACAGUGUUAUAAACAGUGUCUAAACCAGGCACUGUCCUAAGGCAUUUAAAAUUUGGCCAAUCCUUACCACUAUAAACAUCGUUUGCUGUUUACAGUGUCAGGUAGGCUUACAGCUCAGACCUAGAAACAAAUUCAGCUAUGCUGAAUUUUAAAUCGUGUUUGAAUAAAUAUUAUUAUUAUUACCGGUACCGUCAUAAAAUCAACACCUUACGAACCGAUUUAGAGGCCUGCUAACUGGCUUAAAUGCCUGCUAAGUGAGACCCCUAUUAUAACAACUAUCCUUGAGUGCCUUGCUAUGCGUUCCUGUAGGCCCCCACAAUUGUCCAAGGAAAGCCUGAUGAAGCGGAAGCCGUAUCUCAGCGGGAAAACCUUGUCCAGACUCUCCUGGGAAUAUUAAAUGAUGCCGCAAAAUUUGGCGUAGGACCCAGUGCUAAAGAUUUUGUAGCAGCUCCAGAGACCAGAGGGUAUUCAAGUCCCAGCCCCGAUAUAGGCAGAUACGUUUAUAAAAAGAAACAGUAAGUUAUUUCUUUUUGUUAUCCAUAUUUAGUUAAAGUUUCAGCUAAGUAUGCUCAAUACCAGUGAACUUCGAAGUGUACAUGUGAAGUCUUUUAAGGACGUUGGUGUAGAUCAGGAUUAGCAAUGUAGAGUAUAUGUAGAAAAAAACCUGUAAAUUACCUGUCCACAACUGUUCAAUGAGACUUGUCUUUAGUUGAAAGGUUUAGACUUUUGAGCCCAGGAUUUGUACUUGUUUUUAAAUUGUCUUAAAAGUUUCAACAAGGUUGAACAGGACUGUAAACGACUUCUAAUCUCAGACCUCAAGAACUGCUUCAUUGCUGUUUGCGAAAAAUGAAAUGCCUAACGAGAUACUGAAACUUACAGAUACUGCAAAUGAAAAAGACAUACGAGUUCAUUGUUCCGAGAAAUGUCUUUCUUUACGCUCGAAUUUUGUGUAGUUCUGUGUGUUUUGUUUCUCCUUUCUCGAUCUUUUAAGAAAGAGACCAAUUACUUGUAAUCUUCUUGUUCAAGAGCAAUUCUAAUUCUUUAAUCACUGUUUUUCUAGCACGCCUCCUUCAAAGUCCCAGGCCGUGGCAGCUGCAGUAAACCGUCCUUUACCCCAUUACAGGCUAGGAGAUCUGGGAAUAGUUCCCAGAUCCCACCCAAAGCUUGGAGAAAGGCCAAGAGCCAUUUCACCACUGGCUCCAAUCAGCAAACAAACGAGAAGUAUUGGUGUACAAACUGUUAGCGCUCAAAAGGUGAGUGGUGCACCUUUGUUUCUGGGGUAAUACUUGUGUUUCGGAACCUUCCUGCUGUUAUGGUCCAGAAAACAAAAGGGCGCUGCCCUUUUGUCGAUGGCCUUACCUCUUACGGAGAUUUUAAAAGUAUCACCGAACCUUGUUCAGAAAAGCGAGAAACGUGGUUUCAGAUUUUGACAAACAAGACAAUACCUGAGAAAUACUUUUUCAGUCAGUGCCACUGGUAGCCCGUGUCGCAGAUGUAAUUUAAACUCAGUAACGUCUGCCCCGAAGCAGCGCUGACAACCUUGUCUUGGACCCCAAGCGAACUCAACGAAAACCGGAAGUGCUUUUCGAAUUUCCAUUCAUCCUAAUUGGCAAACCGACAAUGGGUUUUUUUAACAGGCCAAUCACACCUCGUACUUAAAUCCCGGUAAAUAGGUCGGGGCACAGAACAAGAAUUUCGGCUCUGUGACGCAGGUUAUGACACAGGCGGUUCCAAAGAAAAAAUCCGAUUACUCCCAACAGGACUCGAACCUAUGAGCUUCUGGUAACUAGUCUAGAUGCUCUACCACUGAGUUAAGGGAGUCUUGUGGGAGCUACUAAAGCUAAGGCCACAAAAGUAUGUGACGAACAUCCUGCAUACUGUUAGGAGUGGAAUGUUUAUUUGUGCUUAUUCAUCCUCGGAGACCCAGGGGCAGAUAGUGGGGGCGAGGGAAAGUCUAAACGGGCGGAAAAAUAUGGCACGAAGAAAAGUAAAGAACGGCGAGAAGAGCCCCUGGGGACAAUGUCUUACCAGACCAGUUCCAAACGGUCGCCGCCGUUCUGGCUUCUGAUUGGUUCCAGAAACACACAAAAGUUUUCUGGCACCAAUCACAAGGCAGAACGGCGGUGACCGUUUGGAACUGGUCUGGUAAGACAUUGCCCCCAGGGGCUCUUCUCGCCGUUCUUUACUUCUUUUCGUGCCUUAUUUUCCCGCCCGUUUAGACUUUCCCUCGCCCCCACUAUUUGCCCCUGGGUCUCCGAGGAUGGUGCUUAUUAUGCGCAAACAAAGAUAGAUAUGUGGUAGUGACGUUUAAGCCUGGUGAAUACAUGAGAAAGACAAUAACUUUCUUUAAAAUUUCAGUUAACUGUUUGCUUGCUUGUUUCCUUAAGUGUCAGAAUUGUCAAAAGCACAAUUUUUCAACAGACUUACCUUCAAUUGUCAGGGCUUGUGAAUGUUAGAUUAAGACUAUUGGCACUAUAGAUUUUAUAUUGGCUCAUCAAAGAAAUGUCAUGUCUUUCUGUUUUUGUAGGCCAUGUUUUUCGCUGACCAGCUGCUUUCCAAGCGGAGUCCGACCUCUUCUGCUUAUAAGAUAUCACAUGACUACCAUUCGCCAAUCAGAACAGAGCUCCCUGUUGGAAACGGUUCGCGCGGAAGAAUACCAUAACCAUUUCAAAACUUUCCUCUUAUGGUUAAAGCUCUGUAACAAUGUUGUAUAUCAAUGUAGGUUAUAAAUGUGGGGCAUAAAUUCUUUUUUUAAUAUUUGAAAUCAAGGGAUUUAUUUUGUGUUGAUCAGAAAACUAUGCAUGCAAACAGCUGUGUGGAGUCAAAGUUUUCUACGAGCUUAACAAUAUUAUAUGUUAAGAAUUGAGUCAAAUAACGACAUCAACGUACACUUCCGUACAUACGCGUUCUCAGGAAACUCCUUCAUUAUGGAGUAAAGUUAUAAAAAUCUGCGAUCGCAAUAUAUAACUCUUUUAAUUUUUAUGAGUACAGGUACUGUUUAGGUUGUUGACUUAGCGUUUUGUUUGCAAGGUAAACUAUUCCUCAAAAAUGUGGCAAGACAGCGAAAGCUACAAACCCGAAAUAUUCAUCCGUUUUUGUCAUCGUAUUGUGAAUUUUUUUAUAAAAAGUGAAAGACAUUGUGGUUUGUAGAGAGAACUCUGUAAAUGUUAACGUCAAAUCUGGAGUAUAUGUUGUCAUGAAUAGCCUGUCAAAAACCGUAGUUACUUCAGCUUUAUCUUCAACAUUUUUAGUUUGAUAACUUUCUCUAGUUUAGCACCUCUCUCUAUAAGAUUUGUGGCUAAGAAUUUAUUGGGAUAAGUGUUGGUGUUUGUAUGUAUAAUGCAGGAUUUACGUUGUAGUCCAAGUCGCUGUAAAUAGAACUAACACAUCCUCUAGUUUUGUAAAUACCUGUGUAAGUAUUCUUGUGC